This is a messenger RNA of Plasmopara halstedii, 2679 nucleotides long. RefSeq names its product kinesin-like protein. Gene Ontology annotation, molecular function: microtubule motor activity; microtubule binding; ATP binding. The transcript is spliced from 3 exons. The record is from RefSeq and is a predicted model, not a curated record. Bases 1 to 2679 code for a protein of 892 amino acids. Lineage: Eukaryota; Oomycota; Peronosporomycetes; Peronosporales; Peronosporaceae. Gene Ontology annotation, biological process: mitotic spindle organization; microtubule-based movement.
AUGAUCGCUAAUGAUCGGUCGCCUGCUUCUUUAGCGCCAGAACUCGCCAGCAUCAAAGUAUUUUGUCGCCUUCGUAAGCAAAAUCAAUUAGAAAAGCGCGAGCACGCCUUACAAUGUACGACAGUCGUGGGUGGCCGUACCUUGUUCCUUCGCAAUGAACGAUGCGAGGUGGACGAGAUUCGCUGCACGUUUGACCGCGUCUUUGACGUUAAUUCGAAGCAGGAAGAAGUCUAUACACAUACAGCUAAACCACUUGUCCAAGAGUUUCUACAGGGUUUUAACUGCACCAUCUUUGCUUACGGACAGACAGGAUCAGGCAAGACACACACGAUUUUGGGACCCAAAGACAGCGUCUUGGUUGGUGCUGAGGAUGAGGCAGGUAUCAUAUCACGCGUUGCUAAAGAUCUUUACGAGGAAGUGGAACGUGCCAAGACUGAUCCUAUUCAACUCAGUGUAUCGUUCGUAGAGAUUUAUAUGGAGCAAAUUCGCGAUCUGCUUAAUAGUAGCAAUGGCAAUGUCGGCACACCUACAAAUGGGGGUCUUAAGAUUCGCGAAAGUGCGCAAUUUGGCAUCUAUAUCGAAGAGAUGACGCGCAUUCAUAGCAAAUCCGAGGCAUCUAUGAUGGAACUCGUGAAGAGCGGAACACUUAGUCGCGCAGUGUCCUCUACGCGCAUGAAUAAAGAUUCGAGUCGUAGUCACACAAUUUUAAUGAUCUCGUGUCUUCGAGUGAAAAGUGGAAGACGCGCGACAAUGUAUAUUGUCGAUCUUGCAGGAUCUGAGCUUGUGACCAAAACAAACGCUAGUGGUCGAGUGUUGCAGGAAGCCAAAGCAAUCAAUAAAUCGUUAUCGGCGCUGAGUAACGUAAUUAAGGCGCUUGGGGAGGGUAAGCGUCAUGUACCAUAUCGAGACUCAAAGCUCACCCGGUUGUUACAAGACUCGUUAGGAGGAACUGCUAAAACUUGUCUUAUUCUUGCAGCUUCGUGUAGUUCUUAUAACAUGUCCGAAACGAUCUCGACACUACGAUUCGGCUUACGCGCGAAGGAGAUUAAAAAUCCAGUCGUGCAGCGGACUGACGCAGGUGAAAGUGGUGCAGCUUUCACGACGGGCAUUUUGUUUAAAGAGUUGUAUCAGCGUGCGAUGGAAGAUAUGGAGGCGAAGAAUCGUACAAUUGAUGAGCUUCAACGACUUUUAGCAGAAAAAUUCCAGGAAAAGCCGCAGCUUCAUGAAAAUGAACUUGGUCCAAGCAAGUCAUUAACGGCACCAACACAAGAUACCGGCACGUUUGAAAAUGCUGAUGUGUCGGAUGCAGAUGACGUUGGUGAAGGUGAUAACGAAGAGGACGCGAGCGAUGAAGAUGGAAAUGAUUCAGCACAGAUUUUUGCACAAACAAUCGCUAAGCUUGAGCUGAAAAAUCAGGCGCUAGAAGAAGAAAAUAGGAUAUUGUUCGGCGUGCUUGAACGACUUGAAUCCAAGCUUGACGAAGUUCGUGUUGACUUGUCCACUGGAAGGCCUAUUCUUUCUUUAUCUAGUCAGUCUGAAAACACAUUAGAAGGGGAUUUAUUAGCUAUUGACGCAUCGUGGGAAGCUGCAGCGCCUUCUUUAAGAAGCUGGCUUGAGAGUGACAAUUGGCGAAAGACAUUUGAAUCUCGUCUGGAGGUUCAAUGCGAGAGUGUGGUGCAUCCAGUAGCACAACUUUCUGCCAACAUGGGACAGCUCGAAGGCUCAGAUGUGACACAUUACACUUCGACAUUGAAAGACGAUGACGCGAAAGCAAAUUUAUUGAUGGUUUGCGAAAAUGCCACGCUUGUACAGCCUUCAAUAAUUCAAGAGCCAAUUCCUACAUGCUCCACCAUUAAUUGCGUGCAUCAUGCCGAUGCGGAAGCGCUCUCACGACAGUUGGUCGAGCUGAAGCUUCAAUUGCACUAUCUAUCCGAGAAUUCACGACUAUCACUGGGCAGUGAGAAUCAUAGCAUAUUAAGUGAAAAUGCUCAGCUAAAGGCACGGAUUGAGGAGCUUGUGUUCCAGAAUAAUGUGUGCAAUGUGACAUGUAGUCAGCUUGAAAUGAAAAAUCGCGCAUGCGAAACGCGGCUAAGCAACCAAGAGACUCAUAUUAAUUGCCUGCAAAAUUCCUUGCAAGAGUAUCAAGGUUUGUUUAAACAGCAGAUCAUCAUGUCACAAGAGAAGUGUCGUUUGCUUACGGAUGAGCUUGAGUUUUACAAAAAGCUGGCAAAAUGCAGUCAAGAGAACUGUCAUCACGUCGGCUGGGGUUCAUCACCUGGCCGUCGUAAGAGCAAGAGCCCGAGUCCAAAAAAGAAUGCUAGCAAUAGCAGUAACUGCACCCGAAGUUUGAAUGAUCAGACCCUCUCGCUAAUAUCCUAUGACAGUGCAGCAGCAAGUGACUCGCAACUGUCAUCUUCUUCUGCUUGGCCAGGCUCAAAUACGCAGUCUAAUAUUGGCAGCUCACUCUCUGAUAUUACCUCACAUUCAUUAGCAGCAAAGGCGCAGCGAGGUGUUGCGAAACCCAUUGGACAAAGAGUAUCAAGCACAAGAGAGCAGACACUACGAACAGAAACCAAAUGGCAUACAACAAGUAUGGAAUCAUCAAUCCUGAGCUUGGACGACUUAACUCCACCCGCCACGAUCGUUGCACCCGCUGUCACAUCCCCUUUUUCUUUGUAA